AUGAUUAGAAAUUUACUUGGAAGGCGGCUAUUUUCCACUAGCAGAGCUUGCUUCGACACACAGAAAUCAAGCUGCGUUGCGGGCACACCACUGCCUGGAUUACAGAUACUCAAGGAUGACGUCGAAAAGGUCGCCAAGGAAGACGAAGCGUAUCCUGAUUGGCUGUGGACUGUACUUGAACCUAAAGAUGCCACUGCCCCAGGCGAUCAGACCUUCAAUCCCGCGGAAGAACGCAAAAAGAUCAAUAAACAGCAUAAAAUAGACAUAAAAGCAAAGAAUUUCUUAAAAUCUACAUAG
Wallemia ichthyophaga EXF-994 is the source of this 297-nucleotide messenger RNA. RefSeq lists its product as uncharacterized. Gene Ontology annotation, molecular function: structural constituent of ribosome. The record is from RefSeq and is a predicted model, not a curated record. The coding region runs from base 1 to 297 and encodes 98 amino acids. Lineage: Eukaryota; Fungi; Basidiomycota; Wallemiomycetes; Wallemiales; Wallemiaceae. The transcript is spliced from 2 exons. Gene Ontology annotation, cellular component: mitochondrial large ribosomal subunit.